AUGGCUGGCCUCGCAAGGGGCUUCUGCCUCCCUGGCCUCCGGCCCCUCCUUGCACCCCGUGCCGAGUCCGUCCUCCUCCGAUCCCGUUUCUUCAGCACCUCCGUUCUCCGAUUUGCAGGACCUGUUGUGAAAGCAGCUCGAACUCCUACGGCCUCAAGGGCUGCUGCUGCCUCCGCCGCCCAAAUGGCACCUAGUAAAUACGCCUUCAUCAAGAGUCUCGCUUCAAAACCAACCCCAACCGUCCUCUACGAAGGUCCCUCACAUUUUUGGUUUUACUUUGGCUGCUGGUCGAGUGGGCUAUUCUUACUUGCUUGGACAGGGUCUACUACGAGUUUGGUAGUAAAGCAGCCUGAAGGUGUACCGCAAUGGAUCGGCAUUGUGUUUGGAACAGCAUAUCUCCUACUCGCUUCCAUGGGAACAUUUAUGAUCGCAAAAACUCCAAACAUUGUUGGACAGAUCCGUGUUCUUCCGUACCAGGCAUCCAAGAUCGCUCCCACCACACCAUUACAGUUGGAAGUCACUGUUAAGAGAAUGGUCCCAUUUCUCAAGCCUAAGGUCAUUGUCGCUCCAGUUAGCGAUAUUGCUCUCAAGACGCGCUUCUCGCUUCCAGACGAGUAUGUACCUCAACUGAGGCGCGUAGAGUUGGAGGCGAAGGCGAAGGAGCAGCAAAAGGCCUUACAUGAGUUCGACAUGCAGCACAUCUUCACAAUGCCUUUCCGAAGGAUGGGUCGAACCCUGGCAGCCAUGUUUAACGGUGUCAAAUCUGCGUGGACUGAUAUGGGCUUUGGUUUCAUCAUAGUUGACGGCAAGAACUACAAGGUGGACGUGACCAAGGGCUUUGCUCAUGACGGCUUCAGGACGUUGGAGAAGCUCGUGGAUAUCAAGUCAUGA
Messenger RNA from Fusarium proliferatum ET1, 891 nucleotides. RefSeq lists its product as uncharacterized. NCBI's taxonomy places the organism in Eukaryota, Fungi, Ascomycota, Sordariomycetes, Hypocreales, Nectriaceae. The transcript has a single exon. The coding region runs from base 1 to 891 and encodes 296 amino acids. The record is from RefSeq and is a predicted model, not a curated record.